Messenger RNA from Rotaria sp. Silwood1, 351 nucleotides. The record is from the annotation of a GenBank genome assembly. NCBI's taxonomy places the organism in Eukaryota, Metazoa, Rotifera, Eurotatoria, Philodinida, Philodinidae.
AUUGAGUUACACAGAGAAGGUAUUGUCAAAUGGUCUGUGACACAUCGAGGUCAUCAAAUCUCUUCAACUACACCAUCAACACCAAGUAGUACAACAACACAAAUGAGUAUUCGUCUUCCAUCUGCUCUUGUCAUCAGUGUCUUUCAAGCUCUUCAACAAGCUUCACCACUCAAUCAAUAUCCACCAAUAUUUUGCAUAAAGAGUGUCUCAUUUGGUACUACACUUCAUGUCAUUUACAAUGGUCAACAAAGUCCUGAUCUCGAUUGUCCAUUAGAAGAUAGUCGUCUCAUUUCUUUGAAUAAAGCUGUUCGUGAAGUCAUCUCUUUUCUUCAUAUUAACACUUUAGGAUGA